This is a messenger RNA of Prunus avium (sweet cherry), 1691 nucleotides long. RefSeq names its product dof zinc finger protein DOF4.6-like. The record is from RefSeq and is a predicted model, not a curated record. Lineage: Eukaryota; Viridiplantae; Streptophyta; Magnoliopsida; Rosales; Rosaceae. Gene Ontology annotation, molecular function: DNA binding; DNA-binding transcription factor activity. Gene Ontology annotation, biological process: regulation of DNA-templated transcription.
UCUCUCUCACUCAUACACCCAACACAUAAAGCAAGGGCCAUACAUACACAGAACGUCCACACACAAACCCUCUCAAAAACAUUCUUUCUUUUUUGUUUUCCAGCUUUUGUAACCAGUUUCAAGAAAAGUGAAUUUUCUCUCUUUUUGAGGAUAACAGUUUUCUUCUUGCUUGCUAGCUCCUCUUGUACUCCAGUUUGUUGCAGCCAUGGAUACAGCUCAGUGGCCACAGGGAAUUGUGGUGAAACCAAUAGAAGAGAUAGUGACAAAUACAUGCCCUAAGCCUGCAGCAGCAGCAGCAGCCAAUAAUUUAGAGAGGAAGGCAAGACCUCAGAAAGAACAAGCCCUAAACUGUCCAAGGUGCAACUCAACCAACACCAAAUUCUGUUACUACAACAACUACAGCCUCACACAGCCCAGGUACUUCUGCAAGACUUGUAGAAGGUACUGGACUGAAGGUGGGUCCCUCAGAAACAUCCCAGUUGGGGGGGGUUCAAGGAAGAACAAGAGAUCAUCAUCUUCUUCAGCAGCCGCUAAUUCUUCUACAACAACAUCUUCUACUUCUUCAGCAUCCAAGAGGCUUCCUGAUCUGAUACAACCCCAAAACCCAAAGAUUAAUCAAGGCCAAGAUCUAAACCUGACUUUUCCAGCCACUAAUCAAGAUUUCAGGAAUAUUAUCUCUGACCAUUUGGUUCAUCAUCAUCAACAACAUCAUCAAUUGCCCAACAACAACAACAACAUGGAAAACAGCAACAAGCAGAACCACAUUAAUAUUUCUGCUUCUUCCCCAUCUUCUACCACCACCACCACAACAUCUCACCUCUCAGCUUUGGAGCUUCUCACUGGAUUGACUUCAAGGGGUUUGAAUUCCUUCAUGCCUAUGCCAGUACCAGACCCCAACAACAACAACAACACUGUAUAUAGCACCACAUCAGGGUACCCUAUGCAGGAUUUCAAGCCAACACUUAAUUUUUCCCUGGAUGGGCUUGGAAGUGGAUAUGGGAGUCUGCAAGGUGUUCAAGAGAGCAGUGGGAGGCUUUUGUUCCCAUUUGAAGAUUUGAAGCAAGUUUCAAGCACUGGAGGAGGGAUUGAGCAGAACAAGGAGCAUGGAGACUCAACUGGGUAUUGGACAGGAAUGUUAGGAGGAGGAUCAUGGUAAUUAAAAUAAGAAGAUGAAAAGGAAAAAAAAUCAUGGGGUCUUUUUCUUUUUUCUUCUUCUUUAAUUCUGAUUUGAAACUCAUUGUUAAUCUCUCAUGGUGGGUGACUUGUUUGGAUUUCUUCAUAACUAACAGAAUAGGAUACAUGGGUUUUCUUUUAAUUAUCACCUUGCCUUCUCUUUGUUCUUUUUGGCUUGGAAUUAUCUUUAGUCUUUGAAGUAGUACAUGGUGGAUUAUUUUUGAAGCUUGUUAUUUUAGAUUGGCUUCAAAAAUGGGUGACUUAUUGUGAGGAUAGAAGCUAUGGUAUCAAGACCAGCCCAGAUUUUUUUAGGGUAGGAAAGAGUAGAAGAGGCAUGCACUGUAUGAAUGUGCCCUUGAUUUCAUGUAAUGUCUUCUCUCACUACUAGAAAGCAAAGGGCAGCCCACUCCCAAUGUAAUGUGUGUGAUCCUUGGUUGGCUUGGUACAAUAAAUAAUUAUGUACAAUGUGCAACUUAAUUUGUAAGGAUAUAUAUAUAUAUAUAUCAUGAUUGAUGAAA